UUACAGAUGCAGCCCCUUGAGCUCUUUACACACACUACAAUAAAAUUCCGCUACAACAAAAUUAAUUUUCUCAUUUCACAGUAAACAUUACAUGUAAAUCAUUAAAUUAUUAUGGAGGUGGCAGUGAAAGAAGCUGGGUUGUCUCUGGGUUGUCUCUGGGUUGUCAUAUUAAGGGUUUUGCAAACAUUGAAUCUUGCUUCGCAAGCAGGAUUGCAUGCUCCCUGUGUCAGUCGCUUGCUUUGUCACGUGAGAAAAGUCAUGGCUUUCUUUCACCGCAGUGCCACAGCAACAGCUGCUGUUCAAAAGAUGCUUGAGAUCGCAUCACAUAAUCUUAUCAUGGAUGUUGUUACACGAUGGAACAGCUCAAUGGAAAUGCUGGAACGCUAUCUCGAGCAACAAGCGGCUAUAUCAUCAGCCCUCUUGAGCACAGAGGUGCGCAAAAAUGCCAGUCAACUCGAUACUCUGGAUAGCGCCGACGUCAGUGAUGCCGAAGAAAUGGUAAACCUUAAACCGCUAAAAAGAAGUCACCACCGUCCUGUCUAAUGAAAAUAGCGCCACCCUGUCACUCAUUGUGCCCUUGAAAUCCACAAUCGAACAGAGCAUGACAAGAAAUACUCUACAACUAUAGCUAACAUGAAGACAGCCAUCCUGCAAAACCUCUCAAGCAGAUACACAGAAGAACAGAAUUAUCUGUUAGAGUACUGCCUUGGACCCCAGAUUUUGAUCAUUGCCCCACUUACUCCCUGAACAACACUUACUUUUGAAGAACAAAUCGAACCAGUUACAGCAGAAAACACAAUGGCCACUUAGAUAACAAGCCGUUGACAAUUCCCAAAGACAUUGACCUUCUGCUGGAGACCAAGUGUAUUGCUGAAGUGGACACACUGGCUCUGCACUACUUCCCUGAGUUCCAGUGGUUGGUGGAUUUUACGGUGGCAGCCACAGUGGUGUAUCUCAUCAAUGAACUGUACUUCUGUGUGGCCGAACCCAGUGGGGAGAUGAACAUUAGUGUGGUGUGGAGUCUGUUGGUCUUGGCCUUUGUCAUGAAGAUCCUUUUCUCCCUCACGGCUCACUACUUCAGACUAGAGGAGGGCGGUGAACGAUCCCUCUGCAUCACCUUUGCCGCUGCCUUCUUUGUGAAAGCCAUGGCUAUUCUUAUUGUCACAGAGAACUACCUGGAAUUUGGCCUUGAGACAGGCUUUGAAAAUUUUUCCAAAAGUGCUGUGCAUUUUCUGGAAAACCAAGGCCUUGAGUCCCAGGGCCCCAUUUCCAAACUGACCUUUAAACUGAUCCUGGCACUGCUUUGCUCUCUCAUUGGAGCAUUCCUUACCUUCCCUGGCCUGCGAUUGGCCCAGAUGCAUCUUGAUGCCCUCACCCUCAACAACUGCAAAAUCACACAGACUUUGCUGCAUAUUAACUUCUUGGCCCCCUUAAUAAUGGUACUGCUGUGGGUGAAGCCAAUAACAAAGGAUUACAUAAGUAAUCCCACAUUUGGGAAAGAUAAUGUGCCUUUAAUGUCUGAGAAGACGUACGACACAUUGCGUCUAUGGGUGAUCCUCCUCCUUUGUGUGCUGAGACUAGCCAUGAUGCGGCACCAUCUGCAGGCCUACCUCAACCUGGCCCAGAAGUGCAUUUUGCAGAUGAAGAAGGAAGCGGGACGCAUUAGCACCGUGGACCUCCAAAAGAUGGUCGCCCGAGUCUUUUACUACCUAUGUGUAAUAGCUCUACAGUACGUUGCACCUCUGGUGAUGCUGUUACAUACUACUUUGCUGCUAAAGACAUUAGGUGGAUAUUCCUGGGUGAUUUACCCCGAAGAGAGUUUGCCCUGUCUAUCAAAUGAGGACUCUAACCCUGCUGAGCUGGGGCAAGCAGAGAUGCAGGCUUCUCAAACUGUGACCCAGUUAGCGGUUGCUCUCGGGGGGCUAAGGACUGUUUUCACCCCCCUUCUCUUUAGAGGGCUCCUGUCCUUCUUCACUUGGUGGAUUGCCGCCUGCCUGUUCUCUACCUCUCUCUUCGGCCUCUUCUACCACCAGUAUCUGAUGGCCGCAUAGCAUCGGGAGGGAUUGGGGCCCACAAGGGUGCGGACUCUUCCAAAUGACCUAUCCAGCACAAGGCCCUGGAACAUUUCCCUUCCUUGCAACCAUAUCAGCAGAGUUUUUUCUGACGGGCUUCCUCAUUAAACUUAAUUUCUCUUUUGAGGAAAAUAUAGUUUAACAUAACAAAUACAAAAAUGUAGAUAGUAAGAAUUCUGUCAUAUUCGUGGGAUUGCUUUGAAGCAUCACUGAAUGAAGGAUAGCCUCUGAAGGAGUUCUCAAAAUGAAGCUGAUUUUAAAGGGAAUGGUACCCGUGAACCAGCAGAUGAUUUUCAAAAGAGUUAAGGGUUUUAAUGGUUUUUAAGAUUUUUUUUUUUUCCAAGUCAUGUUACUUCUCCAAAGUAGAAACUUGACUCUGCUCUAGGGGAGGUUGUCAUUUCUCAUUUGUUAAAGAGAUGGAGAUCCACCCAAAAAUGUAAAUCUUGUCUUAAUUUACUCAACCUCUUGUUGUUCCAAACCUGUAUGACUUCACCAUCACCAUUCACUUUGAUUGCAUCUUUAUACCAUAUAAUGAAAGUGAAUGGUUACUGAGGCUGUCGUUCUGCGGAACAUUUUGUUUUGUAAUCCACAGAGGAAAGAAUGUCAUAAGGGACAGCAUGAGAGUUUGUAAUUGACAGAAUUUGAUCUUUGAAUGAUCUUACCCCUUUUAGGAAGAAACAGUGUUUUAGUCGAUGACAAGUACAUUACGGGGAAUGAUAAGAGGAAAUUAUGUAUUAAAGGUGUAUUCAUUUGUCCAUUUCAGAGGGACUGAAGCCAGCCUUUCCCUUUAGAAGCAUUUAUUUGACUGUAGAAGACUGAGAGCUCAUUUUGAGUGUGUGUGAGAGUGUGUUUGUGUGAGAGAGUGUGUGUGUGUGUGUGUGUGUGUUAACGUGUUAACUUCAGUGCCUGCAGGUUCCGAGUGACCCCUGCUGCUUGUGGGUAUAUAUCUAAAAGGGGCUUUUUCAUCAAGUAAAAAUGCUCACUCACUGUCUAAAGCAGUGGCUUCCCUGUCAAAAUAUUUCGCUUUUAAAUUUCGGGGGGCCAGUAGGAUCAAACAGAUCCUGUAAGCACGCUCCAUGUUUCUGAACAGAGCCUAUUGAUUUUCUGUUAUAGAUCAAUUAGCAGGAUUGGAUUUGUUUUAUGUGAAGGUGCCAAGCUUUUAUUCCCCGGUCCCCUGUGAGUGUCUACUAUACGUCCUGCUGGAAUUCAGAAGCACACUCGCAAAGGCACUCUGUAGUGUACAAGCCAAAGCAGUGGGCUUGAUUACACGGGUAAUGAUAUCUAAAUCAGUUUUGAGAGAUUUCGGCACUACAGUUCCUAAAGACAGCACAGAGGCAUAUCUGAAGUGUUUUUAAGCUGUUUUUUUUUUUCUGUAAGUGUUAAUCUACUGUAAAAGUCUUAUUCUCACCCUUUUAGAAGGUAUGCAGACAAUGAAUGUAUUCAUCCUGCCUGAUUUUUCAAUUGUAGUUAUGGUGCAUUAUUUUUGUACAUUGAUUUUAUGUUGUGAACAAAACCAUUACACUCGGGGGCCCCUAAUAAACAUGGCCAAAUAUGUCGUAACUUUGGUGGUAAAAAAAUCUGUUCAAUUACAAAUCUGAAUUUCUGUUUGUGGUCUUUUAGUGACGUUUGUAUUGCGAGUGUGCGAUAUCAUUAGCAGUACACCUUGACAGUCAAAUGGCGGAAGCAAAUAGUUUUUUUUUAUACCUGUACACAGUCACAACGUUUGAUCGAUCGUCAGAUGGGUGACCAAUAUGGAUUGAAAAAAUUUAACCUUACUAACUAUACCCACUUUUUAAGGUAUUUUCAAUAGCCACCAUGUUUUUUUAACCAUUUCUAAUUCUAAUGCCAAAUAACAAUAUAUUUAGGCUCAGACCUGAUCCAUAUUAAUUUGUUGAGAUGUUAAAGACAAAUCACUUGUUUUUCCGCAGAAAUCUACAGUAUUCUGGUCUUAUGUAGCUGGGAUCUUGUUUUAAAAUCCAUGGCCCUUAAUGAAUCUGUUGGUCUUUAAUGUGUUUUAAGUACUUAUCUUUAUUUAUUAUUUUUCAGUUUGUUUAAUAAAUGAUUAAGGAAAUGUCAUGCCAUUCUUCUUUUUUUUUCCCUUCAUUUUUUGUUCCACAUUUUUGCAUUUACAUUAUUCUUGUUCUUUCAGUGUUUGCAAAACUUGCAGUCAUUUUCCACCUCUAUUUUGUUGAUGUAGCCUAUUAUGGAGUAGGAUUUUUUUUUUUCCUCCCUUAAAAUUCAAAUAGCCUGAAAACUAGAGUUAUCAUGGAGGGAUGUGACAUGCACAAUAGAGAAAAUGAAUUGUCCAGAUUUCACAGUGAAGUAGUGUUCAUCCAUGCGAUGCUGGCGUAAUGCUGUCCUGAGUGCUACUGUUCAUAUGAAAUGGUACAUUGGGCCUCCUCUUCUGGUCACCGCUCUUGGAUUAGUGAGACAAAUUCCAAAACAAACAGUCAAAGAGGCUUCUUUCUUUUCUUGAGAAGUCUCCAUUCACACAAACCAUUUCAUCUGGCACACCAAACGGGGCUUUUGAGGGUCGUUGUGUCCUGUGCCGAACGAGAGAAUCUGUUUGAAAGGUAUCUUUUUAAUGACUGAACAACUGUCUGUGAGUUUCAUUAUUGUUCUCAAAGUUGAGAGUGCCAAAAUAAAUA
Molecule: messenger RNA, 4720 nt
Organism: Xyrauchen texanus (razorback sucker)
Lineage: Eukaryota; Metazoa; Chordata; Actinopteri; Cypriniformes; Catostomidae
Product: transmembrane protein 161B-like
Exons: 10
Coding region: 999-2051 (350 amino acids)
Source: RefSeq, a predicted model, not a curated record